Messenger RNA from Prorocentrum cordatum, 2367 nucleotides. Lineage: Eukaryota; Dinophyceae; Prorocentrales; Prorocentraceae. The record is from the annotation of a GenBank genome assembly.
AUGGCAGCGGAGCCAUCGUGGAGACCCACAAUCAAGUCGACCGCUGGGUGUGAGACUAACGAGCAGGGGGUGCCGACCUGGAGUGGAGAUCCACUAACUUUUGAGAGUUAUGAGAAUGCUGUUCUGUGGUACCGACCUGGCUUGAAGGAGGAUGAGAGGAAUCUCACCGUGGCUCGUCUAUGGACUGCGCUACGGGGUGCUGCGAAAGAGGCCGUGAAAGAUAUGAGACCGAACGAUUUCGUGGCAGGAGGUGUCGAAGCGUUGCUCAAGCACCUGAGAGAAGGUCCUCUAGGUAAGAUGCCGAUUCCAGACGCGUACCAGAAGAUCCGCAACUACGAUCAAGUGGUUCGCCGACCCGGUGAGGUGAUUGGCGAGUUUGUGAUCAGAGGGGACAACCUGUUCAGAGACAUGCGGUCGGCCUUGAAGCGACUAAGAUCAGACCGACUGCGACGAGAAGCGGCUCAGGCGAAUACGAUAAUUGGGCGAACAGCUACAUCUACGGUCAAGGAGCCGACUGUCGAGGAGUUCGAAGAGGCCGAGGAGGUCGAGGAAGACGCCGAGGCUGCAGAUGCGACGGAGAAGAAGUCGGUGAUAUCGGCCAAGUCAGGAGUUUCCGUGGCCAGGUCCGAGACCGACGCGAGUUUCUUCGCGGCAGAGCUCCGUGGGUACAGGCUCCUCCACAACGCAACAGCAGUGACAUGGGCACCGGAUAUGACUACGUAUGCGACGGAUGACGACUCGUACUUGGACGAGCAGGUGAAUGCCGCCGAGGUUCUUGCCACCGAGGCGAAUCGGAUUUUUUCCGAGGCCAGGAAUGCGGUGGCAGAGGCGAGGAAGAACAGAGGGUUCUUUCCGCAGAAGGGCUCUGGCAAGGACGGCAAGAAGGGCGGCUACCAAGUAAAGGGAUCAUCGGCAGGACCGACAGGACGAGGUUGCCUGAUCUGUGGUCGAUCAGACCACUACUGGAGGCAGUGUCCCGACCGAUACUCCAGCAAGGGUAAGAGCUUCGCCAAGGGCGGAUCCAAGGGCAAGAGCAAGAAGGGUAAGGUGCACUACAUCGGAGGCAUCUUCUGCAUGGACAUGAUCCUGUCUCUUUCGUGCCCGUCGUCAACGGAGUUUGUCCUUGACUGCGGAGCUGCGACAACAGCUGGAGGAGGUGACGCCGUCGAGAAGUUGGUUUCAGCGGUCACCGAGAAGUUCCCAGAUGCGAAGAUCGAGGUGGAUGCAUCCGACAGGCCCUGGUUCAAGUUUGCGAAUGGCCAGUGGGGCCAGGCGCUGUCUAGGGUAUGGCUCUUCGCGCCCAUCGGCCGGCUGGGCAUCUACCUGCUCGACGCUGAUGAGGUGCCAGUGCUCGCAGGGGUGGACUGGCUGGACCAGCACGACGUCUCCUUUCGGAGGAACGAGCUGGAGAUCUACCUCAGCGACGACAAGACCACGAAGGUUCAGCUCCGGAAGGGCAAGGGCGGCCACCGUUUGUUGGACGUCUUGAGUUCGGGGACCCGCACCGUGUCGAGCAACACCAACAACCGCUUCGGAGUGUGGCUGACGUGCGAGACGUGUGCUUUCAGGCUGGACUACGCUCCGAAGAAAGGGUGCAGCGGCAAGUACCGCAAGGAGCCGAAGAUGGCCCUGGUCACGGUGGCCCUUCGGCGACUACAGGAGUCGGGCGACGCGCCGACGGCCGCGAGGGUCGAGGGGCACAUGAAGGCCAUCGAGGCGGAGCGCAUCAUCGAGACGGGGCACUACAUCAGGAGCGACCCGAACAAGGAGGGCUACUGGACAGCCCGCACGACAAAAACCGAGGGCGUCAAGCUCGAGAUCAAGACCGAUCCAGGGAGACUGCCGACGGCAACCAGACCAACUACCGGAGUGCCGACUGCGGUGCGUACCGUGCGCGCGGUCGGAGCGGACCCAAGCUCUGCGGCAUCGGAUUCAACACCCCGCAGCAGCACGUGGGAUGUGGUCUCGGGUGCCGCGGCGGACCCGGACGAGACGCCCACGCUCGCGACCAAGCAGAAGAACCUCCUCAUCAAGUGGGCCGUCCUGACACGGGGAGUCAGGCGCCUGGGGCUGAAGCCGGAGGUGAAGCAGGAGGAUUUCGCGGCGAUGCCGGUGCCGGGAGACAUGGGGGAUGUCCUCAUGAACGGCAUGACGGCGCUGAGCAUGCUCGUGAAUGGACUGAUGCUGGGCCUUGUGCAGACAGGCUCGGCAAUGCGAGUAGACUUUGCUGAAGUCGCGUGUUCUCCAACUUCGAGGCUGACAGCCGGUCUGUUGAAUGAAGGUUUCCACUGUCAGCGCAUCAACCUGGAGCAGGGCUACGACCUCAACAAGAAGGACGACACCAGUCGUGCCAAGGGAUGGUUAUAG